Molecule: messenger RNA, 5086 nt
Organism: Colossoma macropomum (tambaqui)
Lineage: Eukaryota; Metazoa; Chordata; Actinopteri; Characiformes; Serrasalmidae
Gene: tgfbr3
Product: transforming growth factor, beta receptor III
Exons: 17
Coding region: 332-2911 (859 amino acids)
Source: RefSeq, a predicted model, not a curated record
CCUCCUCCAUGCAGCGCACAGCCGGAGCAGCACAGCUAUUUAAAAGUUUUUGGGACGUAUUUUACACUUUAUCAUCCCUCGUUUUUUGGGGCAGAGUGUCUCCUGGCUGAUGACUCUACUGAACCAAGACCGUGUGGGCUUCGUAACUUUUAACACACUCGAAAGGAAACGUUGAGAUUUUGUCUUCGUUGCCGAACUGCUGCUGCUUCCAACUUCAGAACUUCAGCGGACUUACUUCUACUUGUGGAGAGUGUGCGAACACAGUGUGUUUUUGUGUGGACACUGUCUAACACUGCUUAAAGUGAGCGCUGGUGUCCAGUUGCCCCGGGUGAUGGCACACAGACGCCCCAUUGCCGUCCUGCUCUUCGCCCUCUACAGCGUGGCCUCUGCAGGUCCGCUCUCCCGUAGCCCAUGUGAAUUGUUGCCAGUGGGUGCCAGCCACCCUGUCCAGGCCUUCCUGAAGAGUUUCACGGCCCAGUCUGGCUGCGCAAGCAGAGGAACCACCAGCCUUCCUCAGGAGGUGCACAUCAUCAACCUGCGUAGCAGCAGCCCUGAAGGAACAGGAGAGAAACCUGCAGAGGUGGCACUGCAUCUGAAGCCAAUCCAGUCUCUGUCUGUUCACCACAAGCCGCUGGUGUUUCUCCUGAACUCACCGCAGCCCGUCCUGUGGAAGCUUCACACAGAGAAACUCGUCCCUGGAGUCAAGCGAAUCUUCCACGUGUCGCAGGGUUCAGAUGUUCAGUUCGAGGGGAAUUUCUCGCUGUCGUGUGAAGUACAGACACAGACUCUUCCCCACGGCAAUGAACACCUGCUGUCCUGGGCCCAGCACCGCUACCAAGCCGUCACCUCCUUCAGUGAACUGAAGAUGGCCCACGACGUCUACAUUAAAGUUGGAGAGGACCCUGUGUUCUCUGACACUUGCAAAAUUGACAAUAAGUUCCUGUCUCUGAACUAUCUGGCGAGUUAUGUGGAGCCUCAGACAUCCACAGGCUGUGUCCUGUCCGGCCCUGACCCCCAGCAAGAGGUUCACGUCAUUGAACUGCAAGCGCCCAACUCCAGCAGUGCAUUCCAGGUGGAUGUGACGGUGGAUUUGAGGCCGUUAGAGGGGGAGAUUCCUCUGCAUCGUGACGUUGUGUUGCUGCUCAGAUGUGAGAAAUCAGUGAACUGGGUGAUCGAGGCCCAUAGCAUCAUCGGCAAACUGCAAAUAGUGACAUCAGACAGUGUUGGCCUGAGUGCUAGCACAGAGCGGCUAAUGCAGGUGUCUAAGGCUGUAAGGCAGAAGCUUCCUGCAGGGGCUCAGGCACUGAUCCAGUGGGCGCAGGAGAACGGUUACAGCCCCGUAACCUCCUACACCAGCACCGCUGUGGCCAACGUCUUUAACCUGCGCCUCAAAGAAGCUGAUGUGGUGGAUCCUCUGGAGUCAAUGUUUCCUCCGGAGCUCUCCAUCCUCCAGAAUGGCAACCCGCUCCCCCUGCCCAGUGUCCGGGAUGCUCCUGCCCGGCCCAGCCUCCCCUUCCCUUUCCCUCCGCCCCCAGACCACGGCCUGCCCUUUCCGCUCCUCCCACCCUCUCUGGAGGAGCCGCAGGGUCCUGAGGAGCAGCGGGGGGCGCUGACUGCAGGGUUGAGCGUGCGCUGUGAGGAGAACAGGAUGGUGGUCAGCAUCGACAAGGAAAGCCUGCAGGCGAAUGGCAUUAGUAAACCUAACAUAACCCUUCAGGACCCACGAUGCAAAGCAACUUCAAACUCCACUCACUAUACACUGGAAACACCUCUUACUGGCUGUCAAACCACCAAAUACCCCUCUCACCCAAGCCCAGUGGUCCUCUACAUCAAUUCAAUUGUGAUCAGCCAUUCAGAAGUCAGGGACGGCAGUGGCUGGCCAUUGGAUGAUGAAGACCUCGAAUCUGGAGAUGUGCUUUUGCCAGGAGAUCCAGACACCCCAGAAAAGACUGCCAUGGAGACUGGACACCGCUCUACCAUCAUAUUUAACUGUACGUAUCGUAAAGACCUGGACGCUGCAGGUGAGUCUCACAGGCCGGGGUUUGGCAGGUUGUCCAAAGAGCCAGUGGACAAUGUGACGUUCAGCAUGGAGCUGUUUACGACCAACCUGUUCCGCUAUCCAGCACUGAACACCUUCCUGACCAUCUCGGAGAAUAAACCCAUCUUUGUAGAGAUUUCAGCCACUAAAACAGACCCUGAUCUGGGCUUCAUGAUCCAGUCAUGCUUCAUCUCUCCAGACUCCAACCCUUUGGUACAGUCUGUGUAUGUGAUCAUAGAGAACAUCUGUCCUACUGAUGACUCGGUGCUGUAUUACCCUCAGAAAGUGGACUUCCCUGUGCCUCACGCUCAAAUGGACAGAAAGCGCUUCAGCUUCACCUUCAAGUCAAAGUUAAAUGUCUCAGUGCUCUUCCUGCACUGUGAGAUGGCCCUCUGCUCCAAGAUACCAACCAGCCACCAGGGACUGCCAGAGUGUAUGCUCCCAGAUGAAGCGUGCACAUCCGUCAGCUUGGACACCAUUAUCAAAAUGAUGAUGAACACCAAAACCUCCACCAAACCACUGGUGGUUGUCUUAGACAGAAAUGACAGUGGAAAUCACAUCAAUCCUGAGGAUAAAAGCACAAAAACACCUGUUCCCACAACCCGUAAGCCUCUGCCUUCAAAUGUUGCUCCUGAUGAUCGUGAAUCAUUCAUGUAUGUGUUGGACACUCCUACGGUGGUGGGCAUUGCUUUUGCAGCCUUCGUCAUUGGAGCCUUGCUGACUGGAGCCCUGUGGUUCAUUUACUCGCACACAGGUGAUUCAGCGAGCAAGCAGCAGGUGGUGCGGUCUCCUCCUGCCUCUGAGAACAGCAGUGCAGCCCACAGCAUCGGCAGCACUCAGAGCACCCCCUGCUCUAGCAGCAGCAAUGCAUAGCACACUUCCUCUUCUCCGGCCGCACCUCCUUUACCCACCGUCAGACCUCCUUUAUAUUUGGCUACGCUUACUCUGGCCAUUCAUGACCACACCUUCUGUACCUAUAACCACACCUCAUUCACAUAGGGCCACACCUCUUUUACCUCUGGUCACACUUCAUUCACCCUCCUUUUACCCUUGCCUCACUUUCUUUUUCUUCUGGCUCCACUUCCUAUUUCCCUUACAUUCACUUCCUUUUCCCCAGGCCACACCUCUUUUCCCCAAGCUGCACCCUUUUCCCGUGACCACAGCUCUUUUACCCUGGUGAGGUUUGUUUUUUUCCUUAAUAUUCUUAGUCUCAGAAGCUUUCUGAAAGGGGAGGAGGACUGAGUGAAUUUUGUAGCAUGUACAGCAGCAGUAACUGGCUAAUUGCUUUGGCUUGGAAGUGGAAGAGCUCACCGUCCUGUCCUAAAUGGCAUGAGGAGUCAGUCUGAGAAUGCAAGCAGCAUUUGGAAGACAAAUCGGGGAUGGAAGAUGAUAAAUGCUGGUGAGAAACCAGCCAGUUUUUACACGCUGCUUUACAGAAAAAAAAGACUACAACAGAGAAUUUUGUUUUUACCAUAUAUGGAUGGGAAAUGUCUGUACAUAACAAAGCUUGUUUACCCCAAUCAUUCUUACUGCGUGGAGGCAUCUGGAAGAUCAGCCAGCUAGAUUGAGGCCGAGACUCCAUGUGGUUGCACAACGCUAUUCAAAGUGCCAAAGCAAGCGAAUAGCUACAAAACUGUGGCCAAUCAAUAAUUAGUACCAUGUAUGUCUCGUUUCAGGGCAAGAAUAUUCCAAAAUAUACAAAAAAAAAUGCAUAUGUCCAGCAAACCACUACAUUUGAUCUGUUGAUUUUCUGUCAAUCACACAUGCUCCAAUGUUUUUACUUGCCACAUUUUGCCAGCUCUGCACCCUGUGUUCCUUCCUUAGGUUAAAAAUGACUGUCGUUAUUGUCAUAAGCAUCACAGCCACCACAGGACUUUCUCUUGCAUUAGCUGGCAUUUGCCAUCAGUAUGUUUUUUUUCAAGCACAGUCUUAUAGAAUAGUUAUUGUAAUUUGCAUCUUUUGUCAUACCAAAAGUGCAGUGAUUCAGACUGGAGCUCCAAGGCCAAAACAUGCACCCAAGAUUCAGCCAAGAAUGAUUGGUGUAAAUGUCUUAAAAGAGACAUUCUGGUUUUAUCAGAUAAUAGCAUUUAUAUAUAAAUGUAUUGUAAAAUAAAAUAUAUUUUUUUGGUAAAAGUUUAUAUAAAGAAUUUUAUGAAAAUACUGAAAGUAGCCACGUUAUAAAUGCAUUUGUCUUUAUCCUAAUGCUAUAGAUAGUUCAAGCUAUUCUCAUAAACCAUUUAUACAGCUUCAUUUUUUAAUAUAAAAGAUAGUAUAAAUGAUAAUAUUUAAUAAGAAUACAUUUAAGAGUCUAUUUAUUUAUUGAUGUAAAUGUGCAUCAGCUAUGUACAACAACUUGGCUUUGAAAAUAUAGCAAGAUUAAAACAUAAUUACAGAAACAUGCUUACAGAUGAUUAUUAAUAAUCCCGUUAAUUAUUUUAUCUCUUAGAUAAUGAACAGUUACAACAGAUGUAAUGUGAGAAUAAUCAACUACUUUGCUUUUGAAGCUUCAUAAGCUACUGGCAAAAAUAGCAGCAGUUUAUAUGCAUCACUAUUGGAUCACUGAUAGACUCUAUAGAGAGUGAACUUAUCUGGGCAUUAUAUCAGAAGCCAAUGCAUUUGUUCAGCAAAGAAGUGGUUUAUUUUUGUAGAUGUAUCCAUAGACCACCAUGCCUUUUACACACUGUCUCCUUGUAGCUUUAUUGCAAACAGUCAACCUUUCCAAAAAGCAACUUGCUAGGUUGGACAAGCUUUACAGAACAUUUGCAAAAAACCCAAUUUAACCUUGAGAAACUAUAAUGUACAACUUAGGUUUUGUCAAAAUAUCUGACUUUACAGUUCACUAGUAAUUUCAAGUGAUAUUUAUUAUGUAUGUGUGGGAAAGGUUACACUGUUAGGACAGAUCAGCUGCUGUUAUUGUUGUGUAAUCUCACUUUGAAUCGCUGAAUCAUUCUCUUACAGUCGUAGGCAAAGGUUUGAACACCCCUAAAUUGCAUCAAAUUGCAUGUUCCAUUGAUUUUCUGCAUGAAAAUAAGUUAACAUGUCCUCUAC